AUGGCUUCUUUCCAAUGGGCAAAUGACAUAAAACCUCUUUCAUUUACACCAAAAUUUAUAGUCCCAGACGAAAAUAAACCAAAUCUCACAAACAAAACUGAUUUGGGUGUGAUUCCAAUUAUAAAUUUGAAUGAAAAAACAGAAAUAAUUGUUAAACAAAUUACAAAAGCUUGUGAAGAAUUUGGGUUUUUUCAAGUGAUAAACCAUGGAAUUCCAAAGGAAUUAUGUGAGAAAGUAUUGGAAGUUAUUACAAAGUUUUUUGAACAAUCUUAUGAAGAAAAGGCUGAUUUGGUUUCACAACAACAUAUGGAAGAUGGGAAAAUAUUCAAGUAUUACAUUAAAGAUCAAGAAACUCAAGAAAAGAUUUCUAUGUGGGGUGAAGCUUUCUAUCAUACAUGGCAUCCUCUUGAUUUUUCUACUUUCAUCCAUAAGUUGCCUCUCAAUCCUCCUCAUUAUAGGGACACUAUUGCUGAGUAUGCUAAAGAAAUAGGAGUGCUAAUGACCCAAAUGUUUAGCUUACUAUCCCAAGGACUUGGUUUAGACAAAGACUAUCUUGACAAAAGUUUAAGGCGUUCAUACACAGCACAAGCAAACUACUACCCACCAUGUCCGCACCCUGAACUAACAUUAGGAUUACGCGAUCAUACUGAUUUUAACAUCCUUACAUUUCUCCUUCAAGACGAAGACGUAACAGGCCUCCAAGUAUUCAAAGAUGGAAAUUGGAUGGAUGUUCAUCCUGUUCCCAAUUCAAUAGUUAUCAAUGUGGGUGAUCAAUUGCAAGUACUUAGCAAUGACAGGUUUAAAAGUGUGUUGCAUAGGGCUGUCACUAAUGAGCAUAAGAAAAGAGUUUCUUUUGCUAUGUUUGUGGGCCCUGAUCACAAGGAUUUUGUUGAACCUAUUCCCGAUUUGGUUCGUGAAGGUCACCCUGCUAAAUAUAGAGAGUAUCGUUUUGAGGUAUUCAUUCAAGAAUUUCGUAAUCAAGAAGGGAAAUAUAGGAUGGUUAAAGAAGUGUUUAGAAUUGGUGAUUGAAGGUUCAUUAUUCUAUUUAUAUUUUAUGUCUUUGAUCAAUAAAUUUAGUCUCUUGAUAUCUAUGGUUAAGGAGUAAUUGUACGUUGAAUCAUGAAACCUUGUUACACCACCACUAUCACGCUGUAAAAAUAAUUAUAUUUUAGUGGGCUACUUCAUCUACUAUCGAUUGAUAUAAUAUGUGAGUAUGACCUUCGAAUAAUAUCACGGUUUGGUAGAAGGUUGAGAUAUAUUUCAUUUAGUUCCUUAAUAUCCGAUUGACAAUCAUGUCAACAAACAUUUAUUUACUAAUACUCUGUAUUAUUUUAAUUGUCAAUUUUGAAAUAACAGUAUA
Amaranthus tricolor (Joseph's coat) is the source of this 1360-nucleotide messenger RNA. Its product is annotated as protein DMR6-LIKE OXYGENASE 2-like. The record is from RefSeq and is a predicted model, not a curated record. The transcript has 2 exons. Bases 1 to 1029 code for a protein of 342 amino acids. Lineage: Eukaryota; Viridiplantae; Streptophyta; Magnoliopsida; Caryophyllales; Amaranthaceae.